AUGCCCACCUCACCCCAGUCCGUCCACAUCCUCGGACUCGGCAGCAUCGGCUCCUUCCUCGCCCACUCACUCCGCUCCCCCUCCCUCCCCACCCCGAGCCUACGAGUCAACGAUGACGGUUCCCUCCAAGAACAAACUGGCUUCGACGCUGAACUCCUCACCCAAUCACCCUCUUCCUCAGAACCAAUCCACAAUCUAAUCGUCGCCGUAAAGGCUUCCGCGACGGUCUCAGCCCUGCAACCCAUCCGACACCGAUUAGGUCCGCUGUCGACGAUAUGUUUAUUUCAGAAUGGGAUGGGUCAGAUUGAGGAUUUGAAUGAGAAAGUGUUCACGGAUAAAGCGCGAAGGCCGAAGUAUAUGUUUGGGAUUAUGAGGCAUGGUGUCUAUUUGCGGUCGUCGACCGAGGCGAUUUUGUCCGGAUUGAAUGGGCGGGCUGCAAUUGGGGUUGUAGAUGAAGGGGAUACGAGUUCGAGACAGGCAGAUCCACGAUUUCUGCUUGACACGUUAUUGAGAUCGCCGAUUCUGCGCUGUGAGGAAUUAGUGUGGAAGGAGUUGUUGCAAAAUCAGCUGUUCAAGUUGGCGGCGAAUUGCGUGUUGAAUCCGCUCACGGCUAUCCUCGACGUUCGCAAUGGGGUGAUCAAGGAGAAUCCCGAUUUACAGCCCUUGAUACAGCGGCUCCUUCAGGAGAUAUCCCUGGUAUUUCGGAGUUUACCUGAAAUCAGAGAUUUGCCGCGUGAUCAGAAGGAUCGAUUUUCGGUUCCUUCCCUGGAGGCUCUUGUCAUGGAUACUAUUGAGAAGACGGCGGGGAAUUCGAGUAGUAUGCGAGAGGAUCUGCGGAAGGGUCGGGCGACUGAGAUUGAGUAUAUUAAUGGUUGGAUUCUGAGACGGGCGAGGGAAUUGGGGAUUGAGUGUGAGGCGAAUACGAGUUUGAUGCAGCUUGUGCUGGCGAAGAGUCGAGUAACUAUGGGAAGGUAA
Molecule: messenger RNA, 975 nt
Organism: Penicillium cataractarum
Lineage: Eukaryota; Fungi; Ascomycota; Eurotiomycetes; Eurotiales; Aspergillaceae
Exons: 2
Coding region: 1-975 (324 amino acids)
Biological process (GO): pantothenate biosynthetic process
Cellular component (GO): cytoplasm; mitochondrion
Molecular function (GO): 2-dehydropantoate 2-reductase activity; NADP binding
Source: RefSeq, a predicted model, not a curated record